This is a messenger RNA of Thunnus maccoyii (southern bluefin tuna), 2013 nucleotides long. RefSeq names its product Yip1 domain family, member 2 (gene yipf2). Gene Ontology annotation, cellular component: Golgi apparatus; membrane. NCBI's taxonomy places the organism in Eukaryota, Metazoa, Chordata, Actinopteri, Scombriformes, Scombridae. The transcript is spliced from 9 exons. The coding region runs from base 304 to 1245 and encodes 313 amino acids. Gene Ontology annotation, molecular function: small GTPase binding. Gene Ontology annotation, biological process: vesicle-mediated transport. The record is from RefSeq and is a predicted model, not a curated record.
CUUUGUUUACGUGGUGACGUGUACCCGGAUGACAUGUUAGCUGGACCAUCCUGACAGGAGCCACGCUAUCUAUGAAUGACAGGCUUUAGGAGUGUUUUCUUAUUUUCUGCCAGUUUAUUCUUGGUCCGGCCGACCUAUAUGGGCCGUGUUGUCACAUAUUUACAUUAGCUACCUUCAGAUAGUCAAACAAAUGCUAAACAAGAGCUAGUUUAGCUUGUAUUAGCUGUCACGCCAUCACCGUCAGAGACAUCCUGCUGCGGACAGGUCGGUCUUACAUGAGGUUGCUGUUGGUCCACUAAAGCAAUGGCCAGUCCAAAUGAUCUACAAUUCCAAGAGUUUGAGGAAGCAGCAGAGCUGUUGUCUGCAGACCCGGGGGCGUCCACACUCGGUAUAUCUGCCUCAAACACCGCCAACACAGCGGCGGCAGCAGCAGCAGCGGGAGGAGGAGGAGGAGGAGGAGGAGAGGAUGUGAAAUUAGACCUAUCAGAUGAUGAGGAGGGUCAGGAGGAGAGCUCAGAGCUCUUAGGAGGACAGAAACCAGCUGGUGGCUUCUGGACCUUUGAGUACUAUCAGUCUUUCUUCAAUGUGGACACAGUGCAGGUACUGGACAGAGUUAAGGGGUCAGUCAUGCCGUUACCUGGAAGGAACUUUAUCAAACACCACCUUAGGAGUAACCCAGAUCUGUACGGUCCAUUCUGGAUCUGUGUGACUCUAGUGUUCUCAGUAGCAAUCAGCGGGAAUCUGUCCACGUUCCUCAGCGAGAUGGGAAACCCUACGUACCACUACAGACCACAGUUCCACAGAGUAACAAUAGCUGCAGUAGUGAUCUUCAUGUACGCCUGGCUGGUGCCGAUUGGUUUAUGGGGUUUCCUGACCUGGAGGCAAGGGGCUGAGAGGCAGAUUGGAGGCUACUCCUUCCUGGAGACUGUGUGUGUCUAUGGCUACUCCCUCUUUAUCUACAUCCCCACCUCGGUUUUGUGGAUCAUACCAUUCGAGUGGUUGCGCUGGACACUGAUCCUGGUUGCCAUGGUGAUCUCUGGCUCAGUCCUGGUCCUCACCUUCUGGCCCGUCGUCCGUGACGACACCAAGGUGAUGGCAGUCGCUACAGUUGUGACCAUAGUGGUUUUACACACGCUGCUGGCAAUCGGCUGCAAGAUGUACUUCUUCCAGACGGCUGUACACAUACCAACACCGGCCCCAACAACCCCCCCAAUUCACAUGACACUGGCCACCAAAUCCCACUGACCAAUAAGCAGGAGGAGUGUCUGUUUUCAUUGGGAAUCACAUGCAGAUAUAAAAUCAUGUACAGACAUGGCUGGUUGAGGCAAUGUUUAUUAUUGCCGUCGUGUGAUUUCAUUUGUGAUUUGCUCCCCUGAUGAAGUGUUGGGAUGGGUGUGUGCGGUUGUUUGUCUAAUUUAUCCUGAGGUUGGUUUUACUGUGACUGAAGUAGCACGUGUUCACUGCAAUAACUGUAGAUUUCGACUGUGACGUAUCAAGAUGUGGUGCAUCUCAGCGGUCUGGCACGGCUUCCUUAACUCUGUGAUUCCCCUCGUUACAUUAGCGAGAUUCAAACACAAGUUCAAAAACAGAAGAGAUUAUGAAAGACUCAUCAGUAGAAGAGAAGAGCAGUGACACAAAUCCAAAACCCAUGUUGUUGCAAAUCAUUACUUCUUGUGAGAUAUCAGAUGGACAACAACUGAGACGGAACAACAGCCAAGAAAAUGACAAAGCCCCUCAUGUGCGUGAUCAUGCUCUUCUCUCGCCUUGUGCAAUAGUGACUUAAUUUGUGUGGACAGUAAUAUGAUUCUUUUCAUUCAUUUUCAUUUGCUGAAUCUGAUCAUUUUCAAUUAUUUGUUCAUGAAAUAUCAGAAAAUAGUGAAAAAAAUUCCCAUUAAAAUUUCCCAAUUUGACCAACAUCAUGUCUUCAAAUUAAUAGCCAAAAGAUAUUCAAUUUAAAAUGAUAUAAAUCAGAGAACUGUGUGAAAUUUUAUUUUCAUUAUUAAUGAUUUUUCA